Molecule: messenger RNA, 918 nt
Organism: Stomoxys calcitrans (stable fly)
Lineage: Eukaryota; Metazoa; Arthropoda; Insecta; Diptera; Muscidae
Product: alcohol dehydrogenase
Exons: 3
Coding region: 94-858 (254 amino acids)
Cellular component (GO): cytoplasm
Molecular function (GO): alcohol dehydrogenase (NAD+) activity
Source: RefSeq, a predicted model, not a curated record
CUAAAUUUCCUGUUGAGUGUUUAAAGACUGGCCAUCAUAAAAUUUUAAAAUUUCCAUUCACUACAAACUCUCAAGUGAAUAUAACACUUAAAAAUGGAUUUAAGUGGCAAAAAUGUGGUUUACGUUGGCCUGGGUGGUAUUGGCUUUGAGGCCUGCAAACAGUUAAUGGAAAAGAAUUUGGCGAAUUUAGCUGUAUUGGAUCUGGCUGAAAAUCCAGAAAAUAUCCAAUCAAUACAAGCCAUCGACAAAGCCACUAAGGUGUGCUUCAUUAAAUGUGAUGUCACCAACAAGGCGUCCAUUAAAGAAGCCCUGGCCGAGGCAGUGAAUUUAUUCCAGUUUAUUGAUGUUUUGGUUAAUGGAGCCGGUGUCAUUGCUGAUCGUAAUGUGGAACUGACCAUCAAUGUUAAUUUGAUUGGUCUAAUCAACACCACCUUGGAGGCUUUGCCCUAUAUGGACAAGGAACAAAAGGGUCGUGGUGGUGUGGUUUUAAAUAUUGCCUCAGUAUUGGGGCUCGAACCUUGUGGUUGUAUUUGUGUUUACAGUGCUUCUAAGUUUGGAGUUGUAGGAUUUACACGUUCUUUAUCGGAUCCUUUUUACUAUAAUCGCACUGGUGUGGCAGUGGUGGGCUUAUGUCCCGGCUUUACUUCAACUGCUAUGACUACCGCUCCAAAAAUUAGUGAUACAUUUGAAUAUUCUAAGCCCCUGACUGAUGAAGUAUUCUCUUUGCCUUUUCAACCGGCCGCUAUAGCGGGAGAGCAUUUGGUACAAGUCAUAGAAAAAGCUGAAAAUGGUUCCCACUGGAUUACCGAUAGAUGUAACCUUACCAAAGUGGAUUUCAAGACUUUCUGGGAGGCUUAAGUGAUUUUUUUAACAAUUGGAUUUCAAGAAAUAAAGUUGGUAUUUACUCUAUAGAAAAGA